GGACUUCCUUAUUUGCUGCUUUAUAAACCCAGACUCUACUACAUUCACUCUCAAAGACUCUCACAUCCUCAUUGGUGCUGAAAGAUCAAAACAACCACCAAGAUGACAACUAAACCGCUGCUCCUCCUGGCUGCACUGAUUCUCUGCUGUUGCUUUGCCUCUCUGCAUGCUGGGCCACAGGGAUGUAAAUGCAUACGGACCACCACUACCAGAAUCCGUACUCAGUUCAUCAAGAAAGUUGAGGUCAUUCCUAUUCAAGGACGCUGUCGUCACACUGAAAUCAUAGUCACCAGGAGGGACAACGUCAAAUUUUGUAUUGAUCCAAAUGUGGAGUGGCUGAACAGCCUGUUGGACAGUUUGAAAAAGAAAAGUAUGCCCAACAACUCAACUGCUAUGCCACGCACUUCCACUGUUGGCCACGACCAGACCAGCAGUUAGAUCAGUUCACAUCACAUUUGACUUCCUUUUAGGAAGACUGGGCAGCUGUCAAUACUUCUCUUAUUCAAAUUACUUGCUGUUUACCAUCUUAAGUUGUUUUCUUCAGUUGAUUGACUUCUCUAGUAUUAAUCCUUUGGUACAGACCCUUUACCUAUUUCUACCUAUUCAUUAAAUAAGCAAAAAAGCUUUAUUUUCAGUCUUCAUAUGCUGAUUCCACUCUGGAAUAAAAGUGUUUAUGUUGCAAUUCAAUUAUCUGUAAAAAAAAAAAAAAAAGUUACUAAUAACACAAUAAAAACAAAAUACAGAAUUCUUUCCAGUAAGACUGACAACAUAAUGUGCAUUAAAUACAUUUUGAAUGGUGCUGUAACGUCUGACAUGCUUCUGUUGUAAUCAAGCUUUGUUCUCUCAUGAAGAAAUAAAUGUGCAGACAAAAAGA
Molecule: messenger RNA, 874 nt
Organism: Thunnus maccoyii (southern bluefin tuna)
Lineage: Eukaryota; Metazoa; Chordata; Actinopteri; Scombriformes; Scombridae
Product: C-X-C motif chemokine 10
Exons: 4
Coding region: 103-438 (111 amino acids)
Biological process (GO): chemokine-mediated signaling pathway; neutrophil chemotaxis; inflammatory response
Cellular component (GO): extracellular region
Molecular function (GO): CXCR chemokine receptor binding; chemokine activity
Source: RefSeq, a predicted model, not a curated record